Microthlaspi erraticum is the source of this 627-nucleotide messenger RNA. NCBI's taxonomy places the organism in Eukaryota, Viridiplantae, Streptophyta, Magnoliopsida, Brassicales, Brassicaceae. The record is from the annotation of a GenBank genome assembly.
AUGUCCGAUCUUCCGAGGGAGAUGGAGGAGGAGGUGCUGUCGAAGCUUCCGGUGACAUCUCUGGGAGAAGUACGAUCGACCUGCAAAAAGUGGAACAGCAUAACGAAAGGUCAUAGCUUUUUGAAGAGGCACAUGGGUGAAUCAGCAGAAGGAGCAUCAAAGAAGAAGCAGAAGCAAAGGAAGGGAAUUGAAAUCAAGGUGGUGAUGUUGCUGGAAAAGAGAGUGUCUUUGAUGAGCGUCAAUCUCCUCUAUCCAUCUAUAGAGCCUAUAGGUAAUAUCAACGCAGAUGGAGUCGACAUAUCUAAAAUCAUUCACUGCGACGGUUUGUUCUUAUGCAUCACUGAAGAGGAAAGCUCCUCUAGGGUUGUUGUGUUGAACCCUUAUCUGGGACAAACAAGGUGGAUCGAACCCAGAACUUCUUACCACAGAUUCGACAGUUACGCUCUCGGAUACGAUAAUAAGAAGAAGCACAAAGUCUUGAGAUUUGUGAAUGAUUACGACCCGAGAGUCAAGCACCGAGUUUGCGAGUUUGAAAUCUACAGUUUAGACUCUAACUCAUGGAAGCUUGUUGAUGUCGGUCCCGACCACGACUGGACCACUUCGUUUAUCUCCGUGGCUUGUCUCUAA